This is a messenger RNA of Naegleria gruberi, 1686 nucleotides long. Its product is annotated as peptidase M19. The coding region runs from base 147 to 1508 and encodes 453 amino acids. The transcript has 2 exons. Gene Ontology annotation, molecular function: metallodipeptidase activity. Gene Ontology annotation, biological process: proteolysis. The record is from RefSeq and is a predicted model, not a curated record. NCBI's taxonomy places the organism in Eukaryota, Heterolobosea, Eutetramitea, Acrasida, Naegleriidae.
AUUUACAACCAAGUCGAUUAAUUGAUGAUAAUACAACAACAAAUCAAAGAACGCAAAACAAUGAUGAUGAAGAGUUUGAUCUGGAUCGGAGAGUAGAGACAAAUUUUACACCAUUGGCAAUUUUAAAAUGUUUACUAUUGUGUUUGAUGAGAAAUUCAGAUUCCGAGCAAGGACUUUCCUCUCAAGCCUUGAGAAAGCAAAUUAGAAGAUAUAUCUUGUAUUGUACAGUUUCAUUGCUCAUGUUGAUAACGAUCAUUUCGGUGCUCAUUCCUGUCAUUUCCUUUUUAUCGGCAUCAGCCUUGUUAUUACCAGUUAAUCCAUAUGAUAGAGCCAAAGCAAUUGCCACAGAUUAUGUACCAUUUGUAGAAUAUACCAAUUAUUUACCAUAUAAAUUAUCGAAAAUAAUGGAAUGGAAGCAGUUCGAUUCAUUAUUGAACUUGACCAAUUCUCCAACUAGAGAUUCAUUAGUCAAUUUAUACAAGGAUCACCAACUUACUCUGACAACAAAUAUCCCAAAAUUACAAGUAGGAAAUGUUAGUGUUUUAGUAUUGACAACUGGUGGAAGUUCUGAUUGUAAUGAAACAACCAUCUUUGCUAGAACUGUCUCACAAAUGGAUCUCAUUAGAGAAAAUAUUGUAAAACAACAUUCUAAUGAAAUGCGUGAAGUACAUGCCAGUGGUGAAAUUAACAAAGUAUUCAAGACUAGAAAGAUUUCUGUUCUGACACACAUUGAUGGUGGACAUACUAUUAGAGAUUCAUUGGAAGUGUUGCAAUACUAUUAUACAGCAGGAGCUCGUAUCAUGACACUUGCCUCUCAAAAAUGUCCAAACAAAUUCAUUCAAUCUUCAAAUUAUAAGACCAUUGGAGGAUAUACAAAUGGAGUGAGCACACCUGGAAAGAGAAUAAUUAUUGGAAUGAACAAACUUGGAAUGGUUAUUGAUUUGGCACAUUGUACUGAGAGUGCUAUUACCUCUGCUCUUUCAGUCUCCUUUGCACCAGUCAUCAUCUCUUCUACUGGUUCUAAAUAUCUAUCAAGCCAUGAAGACAACCUCUCUGAUGAAGUUCUACUUCUCAUCAAGGAAAAUCAAGGACUUGUCAUUAUUUCUCAAAAUCCACUCCAACUCAGCAAUAAGGAAAGAUUGCAAUUUAACAAAUUCAAGGCUGACAAUUCAACCACUCCUGAAGAAGCCACAAUGAAAAUGAUUAAAUGGGAAAUUAGCUCAUCAUCCUCAAGAGCCAGUGUUGAUGACAUUGUUGAACACAUUGACUAUGUCAAAACAAUCACCAAUAGCUGUGAAUAUGUUGGAAUUGGACAAGGAUUUGAGAAUCCAAAUCAACCAUUUACAACCAGUGGAGCAGAAUCCUCUGCCAAUCACAUGACCAUCGCAGCUGCCCUCAUUCAAAAGGGAUAUGAUGACACUUGUGUAAAGAAUAUCAUGGGUCUCAACUUUUUGAGAGUUCUGGCCAAGGUAGAAGGCGUUGCAAAGAGCAUUGUUAGUUCUGCAUAAUAAUACUUUUCAAAACUCUAUACUUCAACAAUAAUCACAUUUAAUUUCACCAGUGUCUUUCUAAAGCUCACUCACCACAGCACUUGCAUUGUUUUCAAUCCUUCACACUUUGAGAAUCUGUGGAAAAAGAAUUUUAAUUUUUUAAAUUUUUAAUAAAAAAAUGAAAAACUUGCUGUCG